CGUGGAAGUUGUGGAGACGUGGGAAAGCGCAGAUGUGACCUUGUCGUGUUUUGGCCUGUUCCUCCCAGUGUUCCUCCCAGGCUCCCAGCGUCUCGCACUCCUUCCAUUGCGUUCGUCCUGCUCUCAUGGCCGCAAACAACAAUACAAACUUGGACUUCUUUGCCCUUUUGCACGCCGUCCAGUUAGCUCAACAGCAGCAGGCUUCGCCUUCGCCUUCUCAGCAGCCGGCGACAGCUAUACAAAUAGCGAAUCAGGUUCACUCUGCAGCUCCGGCAUCUCAACCACCUCUGCUUCCGUUUUCACCUUCCACUCCGCAAAAUGCUCCGGCACUGGGACGCCCGACCACGCCCCUCGGUUCCCCGCAGCUCUACAAACAUCUGGAUGUCGAUAGCAUGACCUCGGAAGAACGCAGGCUGCUGAUCUCGCAGCUUGCCCCGGGAUCAGGUUUGGGCUCCGGUCCCAACUCCACUUUCAGCGCAUUUGGGAGCGUGUCAUCACCGUUAUCGACAAGUAUGCCUACGACCCUGACAGGAACGUCACUGUCCUUCACUUCGAGUAUUCCCAUGCUCCCGCAGAUCCCCGCGAGUUCUAGUGCGUCGUCCUUUCCGCCUUCAUAUUUCUCAUUCCCGGCCACGUCUAUACCGAAUGCGUCGGCACCACAGGGUCUCACCACCACCACGGCUCCAGCGGACUGGCCAAUACCACAGUUCCACCCAGGCAGCAUACCGCUCGUGUACAACAACCCGUACGGCAUGCAACCCUUCUCCCAAGCGCACAUCCAGGCCCUCGCGCAGGCGCAGGCGGGGAUGUUACUGCAGCAGCAGACCAAAGCAAACAUCAAAGAUACCCCGACUCUCAACCGAGUUCGCACAGCCUUCACUUCUGGGAGUGGGAGUGGGAGUGGGAUUGGAACCCCGUCGAGAGGCAUACAUACCCCGCCGACAUCUCAGCUGCCGCGGUCCGCAAUACCCGGAUCGUCGACAUCAUCGUCUUCGGCGCAGAAACGGCCGGGACAGAGUUUGAGCGCGGCGUCGUCGAAGCGGUACCGGGCGCGCGCGAAAGCUGCGUCAGUUGCCCCAGCACCCUUCGUCCCCGUCCUAACCCCACAACAGCAAGAGCACAUCAGCACCAUCAAGCACCGCAUGCACGAAGCCCUCCACGCCGACCAAACAGCGGUCCUCAAACCCAACCAAACGCCAUUCACGUCCCGCGAAGACGCCAUCAAGCGACUGUUGCCCUACCAUGUAUACUACGUACCUAAGGAUGAGGCCAGGGCGUUGACGGAUGCUGAGGCGGGUGUUCCUAGUGCAGAGGACUUGGUCGCGCGAGCAACACAGCUGGUACACGAAUUCAACCAGUGGGCGCUUGUUGAGCCGGUACGUUUCCGUUUAACCCCAGACCUCUCUUUUCUACGUAUGAUUUUGACCUGUUAUCGCUUGCAGCCCCCACCAUCACGAUACACACUACUUGCGGAGCAACUGGUGGAGGAAGACGGGACGGGGUUCAGUAGUUUUGUGGGCACGGAUGAGGUGGAUAUCGUAGAUUCGGCCUGAUGUGUCGGUGUAAGGGCAGAGGGAGCGAGGGUGGGAUGCAGAAAGACCACAUCCAGUUCGAUCUUCGACGGAGCUCUCGAGUUGGCGCUUACACGUCAAGUCGAAGUCGACAUUCCAUAGCCCGACACCGACAACACGUGGCUGUUUGUAAAUAUUUGAUUGCGAAAUGACAUAUCAGGAUAUGGGUAUAGG
Messenger RNA from Fimicolochytrium jonesii, 1745 nucleotides. RefSeq lists its product as uncharacterized. The record is from RefSeq and is a predicted model, not a curated record. Gene Ontology annotation, biological process: positive regulation of DNA-templated transcription. Bases 126 to 1553 code for a protein of 475 amino acids. Lineage: Eukaryota; Fungi; Chytridiomycota; Chytridiomycetes; Spizellomycetales; Powellomycetaceae. The transcript is spliced from 5 exons. Gene Ontology annotation, cellular component: SWI/SNF complex.